Cyphellophora europaea CBS 101466 is the source of this 2676-nucleotide messenger RNA. RefSeq lists its product as uncharacterized. Lineage: Eukaryota; Fungi; Ascomycota; Eurotiomycetes; Chaetothyriales; Cyphellophoraceae. The record is from RefSeq and is a predicted model, not a curated record. Gene Ontology annotation, molecular function: antiporter activity. The transcript has 2 exons. Gene Ontology annotation, cellular component: membrane. Gene Ontology annotation, biological process: proton transmembrane transport. Bases 1 to 2676 code for a protein of 891 amino acids.
AUGGCAUCCGCCACGCUGACAGAGUUCGUUACCACCACGGUCAAUGCGACCGCUGCGACAGCAACGUCUGACAAUAGGGCGACACCUCAAGGCGGCGUGUUUGAGCAUGUCAAUCCUACCCAUUUCGAUCCGAGCAACCCAAUCGUCCUGUUUAUCAUACAGGCUUCGAUUGUUAUCAUUCUGACACGCAUCAUACACUUCCCUCUCACCUACCUGAGGCAGCCUCGUGUCAUCGCAGAAGUCAUCACGGGAAUCAUACUCGGCCCUUCGAUCAUGGGCCGUAUUCCCGGUUUCACUGAUGCCAUCUUCCCACCAGCUUCGCUCCCUGUAUUCAAUCUCGCGGCCAACCUCGGCCUUAUUCUCUUCCUCUUCCUUGUUGGGCUGGAAGUCGACUUGCGAUACCUUCUCAGUAACUGGAGGAUAGCGCUGAGUGUCGGCGCUCUCGGCAUGGUCGUACCAUUUGGGCUAGGAGCCGCCAUUGCCUGGGGCUUGUAUAAUCAGUUUCGCACUGACGAAGGCAUUGCUCACAUCGACUUUGGCAUCUAUCUACUCUUCAUUGGUAUUGCUAUGGCCAUCACUGCCUUUCCGGUCUUGUGUCGUAUCUUGACCUCGCUCAAUUUGCUCACCACCCCGGUUGGGGUUAUUGUCCUCUCUGCAGGUGUUGGCAACGACGUUGUUGGCUGGAUUCUUCUGGCUCUAUGUGUGACGCUGGUCAACUCAGGCGCUGGUCUCACAGCUCUGUGGAUUCUGCUAGUCUCUGUUGGAUACUGCUUGUUUCUUGCAUUUGCCGUCAGACCUGGUUUCAUGUGGGUCUUGCGAAAGACAGGCAGCUUGUCUAACGGUCCUACUCAAACGGUGGUGGCCCUGACCAUUCUCCUGGUCUUAGCCUCCUCCUUCUUCACAGCCAUAAUUGGUAUUCAUGCUAUCUUUGGGGCUUUCAUGAUUGGACUCAUAUGCCCGCAUGAGGGGGGCUUUGCCAUCAAGCUCACCGAGAAGAUUGAAGACUUGGUUGGCGUCUUGUUUCUGCCGCUUUACUUUGCCCUUUCCGGUCUCAGAACCAAUCUCGGUCUGCUGGACAGCGGAAUCACGUGGGGCUAUGUUGUCGGAGUGUGUGCGAUCGCCUUCUUCGGCAAGGUGUUUGGCGGCACAAUGGCCGCAAGACUCAACGGGCUUGUCUGGCGCGAAUCGCUUACUAUCGGCUGCCUCAUGUCCUGCAAGGGUCUCGUGGAACUCAUUGUUCUCAACAUUGGUCUCCAGGCGAAGAUUCUAAGUACGAGGACUUUUACCAUCUUUGUGGUCAUGGCACUAGUCACAACAUUCGCGACUACGCCACUGGUCGCCUGGCUCUAUCCUCCAUGGUACCAACGGAAGCUGGACCUUUGGAAGAAGGGCAAAAUCGACUGGGACGGCCAUCGGUUACCUCAAGACGGUACGUCAGAAUCUAGUGAGGAUGAUUGGACAGAGCACCACGAGGCUGUCCGAAAAGUUCUUGUUUAUUUGCGUCUGGAUGGCCUGCCCAGUGUCUUCACAUUGGUGUCCAUGUUUGCUGCGAAAAGAGAGGAGCCUGAUCACAGUGGGCCGCUCUUGAAGCCUGAGGGAGGGGGUGUCUUUAAGAACGAACCUGCUUUAUCGUCUGCGGCCACUAUCCAUCGGCCUGUUCGUGUUCAUGGCCUUCGACUGAUGGAGCUGACGGAAAGAGACUCGUCCGUUAUGAGGGUGUCCGAAAUCGAGGAGUACGCCAAUCGAGACCCUAUCAUCAAAGCCUUCGGCACUUUUGGACAAUCGCACGACGUCUCUGUUGCAGCUCAAGUGGCGGUCGUCCCCGAGCGCACAUUCUCUGGAACAUUGAUGAAGCGGGCCAAGGAUCUGUCGUCGGAUUUCAUCAUCAUUCCUUGGUCAGAGACCGGGACUAUGAGCGAGCAUCCGUCUCUCUUCGAUGAUCACUCUGGAGGCCCGCUUGCCAACCGCGAGUUCGCGAAGCUAGUCUCUGAGACCUUUGAGAAAGCCCGCAUCUCUAGCAGCGUUGGUGUUGUCGUCGACAAGCUGGUCAUUUCCCAGGCUCCCAAGCUUGAAAGCCCAGUCGUUGACCGGCAAGCGUGGCAGCUGAACCGGACCAACACCGGAAUCAGUGUCCCAGACGCGGGUCAGUCCGUUAUCAACUUCAAACUUGCCGACAGCGGUCGGCAACGACUGCUCGUCCUCUACUCUGGUGGUGAAGACAGCCUCUUCGCGGUGAAACUUGGUCUGCAGUUCGCAAAGAAUGACAACGUCGACCUCAAAGUGCUCCGACCAAUGGUUAGCAAGGAAGCUGAUGAGGAGCACGAAGAUGAGCUUUUCGAAUACAAGACUCUGAAGUCGUCAGUCACCGCCCAGAUGAAGCAACGGGUGCAAUUUAUUGAGUCGGAGGGCCCUGCGAUGGGAGCAGUGAUAGCCGCGUUGACGGAGCCCAGCUCUGCUGAGACGUUGCUCAUCCUGGGUAGGGGCUCGUCCGAUAUGAGUCUCAGCAUGUUUGACAGUGCUAGCAGCGUCACCAACCAAGCACUGGGCACUCUGGCUACCAGCAUGUUGGCGGAGCUUAGGGAAAAGGAGCUCAACUCGAGCAUCAUGGUGGUCCAGAAGCGGCGGCGUGCCACCGAGCUCAAGCGACAGACGACCAACGAGGCAACGGAGCAGUAA